GCUUCGCGGAAAAUUACGCCAGUGGUUUGGAUGAUUACUAGCUAAAUAAGCAGCUUUUUUGGACUUGAUUAAAACCGAGAAAAAUCCCACCGGACGCAUAUCAAAUCGUCUAUUUCAUAUAGAGUUUAGUGUCAUAAAAAUUAAACUAACUAAACUAAAUUUGUAUGGCAACACCUAAUAAAUGUUUAUCAAAUUUGGUUGAUUGCUCGGUGUUUGUUCUUCAAAGGAAAGUGUAAAGCGAGGGAUUAAAAUAUAAAUUUGUACAAAAAAGUUAAUAUAUAUAAAAAUGGCUGAUGUAUUAGAUAUUGAUAAUGCUGAAGAGUUUGAGGUUGAUGAAGACGGUGAUCAAGGUAUCGUACGCCUUAAAGAGAAAGCGAAGCACCGUAAAGGACGCGGUUUUGGCAGUGAAACUACGGUCCGCGAAACAAUACACCAGUAUGAGCGUGUACGGCAUGAAGAUGAUGACGAGCUAGAACCGGGACCACAGCGUUCUGUAGAAGGAUGGAUAUUAUUUGUUACCAAUAUACAUGAAGAAGCACAAGAGGACGAAAUACAGGAAAAAUUUUGUGAUUAUGGCGACAUAAAGAAUAUUCAUCUUAAUUUAGAUCGUCGUACCGGAUUUUCUAAAGGUUACGCACUUGUAGAAUACGAAACGCAUAAACAGGCUUUAGCUGCAAAGGAUAAUUUGAAUGGCACCGAGAUUAUGGGCCAACCUAUACAAGUGGAUUGGUGUUUUGUCAAAGGUCCGAAAAGAAUUAAAAAAUCUUCGGAAAAAAGACGUCGAUGAGUGAAGGAUCGCAUUUUAUUUUAUGUAGAAUAAAGCCGUACACGUAAACAGUAUAUAAAAAAAUAUGUAACAAUGAACUUUUA
This is a messenger RNA of Glossina fuscipes, 870 nucleotides long. It is a transcript of the gene tsu, whose product is annotated as RNA-binding protein 8A. Gene Ontology annotation, biological process: RNA splicing. The coding region runs from base 287 to 787 and encodes 166 amino acids. The record is from RefSeq and is a predicted model, not a curated record. The transcript has 2 exons. Gene Ontology annotation, cellular component: exon-exon junction complex; cytoplasm; nucleus. Lineage: Eukaryota; Metazoa; Arthropoda; Insecta; Diptera; Glossinidae. Gene Ontology annotation, molecular function: mRNA binding.